ACCACCGACCGCACGACCUCCAUCUCCACUCCAUCGUCUUGCCCGCCCUGCCGUCAAGAUGAGCUUCAUGCAAAAGCGCGGUCUCUCGACCCUCAUCCCCCCCAAGAUUGCUUCCCCCAAUGCUAUCGGCUCCUCCCCUAAUGCUGUCCGCAUGCAGAAGGUCGUGAGCUUCUACGAGAAGCUGCCUCGUGGCCCAGCUCCCGAGCCCGAGGCCAAGGGUCUUCUCGGACGCUACCAGAAGAAGUACAUGGGCAAGAACCCUUCAGCAAGGCCCCUCGUUCACGUCAUUGGCUUCUUGAUCGCCAUCGGCUACGCGCAGAACUACUAUUUCCAUCUACGCCACCACAAGAACAACGAGCACUAAGCGGGUCCUCUGGAUGCGCUGCAUCGUCACGGGCGAAUAGACCGGAUGUGUAUAUGUAAAGUGUAGUUGGUGAAUCAAACAUCUAGCCAAGACAGUCUGUUCUCCUAUCAUGCAAAUGACACUGCCCUCUUUUUUGUCAACAUCCACACGUGUGCGGCGGCGGAGGCCCGGACAGCUCUCAUGGGGCCGGCAAAAUCAUUCUGAGCGAGGAUAAGGUAGUACAUCAUGUGCAGUGCUGUGGAAAUGUAGUGGGUCUUAUCGUCUCGUUUCUAGAAAUACACCUGUCAAAGAA
Messenger RNA from Alternaria rosae, 656 nucleotides. Its product is annotated as mitochondrial F1-F0 ATP synthase subunit F of fungi-domain-containing protein. Gene Ontology annotation, biological process: proton motive force-driven ATP synthesis. NCBI's taxonomy places the organism in Eukaryota, Fungi, Ascomycota, Dothideomycetes, Pleosporales, Pleosporaceae. The record is from RefSeq and is a predicted model, not a curated record. The coding region runs from base 59 to 364 and encodes 101 amino acids. The transcript is spliced from 6 exons.